ACUAGGAGUCAGCUUAAGGUUCGAAAAAGAUUAAAAGAAUUACAUAAAAAAGCAUAUCAUUCCCAACAUCAAAAUCAUUAUCAACAUCCUUAAUGUGUCACCAAGAAUAAUUUUAUGCUUACUUUUUAUUUCUUUAUCAAAUAUCAUUGUCUAGCCAUUAGAUUCUAUUUGAAUCCAGGUGGUUUAUUAUUUCUAUUACAAAUUGACAAUAUUUAUAAUUAAUUAAUUAAUUUAUACAAAUCUGAAAGCAACAUAUCCUACAUUAAAUACAUAUGUUUGGUUUAAUUUAAAUAUAUGUGAUUAUGUUAUAAUUAUUAUGUCCACAACAUAAGAUUGAUAAGAUGAUUAAGGUGAGAGGUUGUUGUGGUGUGGUUGGUCGACCACGUUAACAACUUUCUAUUUUUGUAGUAACCGGUUUAUGUGAAAGUGCCGUACACUAUCCUACCUUCACUUCUUUGUAAUUUUCUUUUUAUAGAAAAUAUCUAACUUUUUUUAAUCUUAAAUUUUUAGUACUUUAGAUUAUUUUAAGGUCGGUGCUUUGUAGGUUGUUGUAGUGCCAAGACAUACUAUUUUUCCUUCUCUUAAGGUUUUGUCAAAAUCUUGAAUUUUGAUUUUGUUAAGUUUAGAGCAUUUGGAGUUUGGUGCAAUAUUAAGUUUACAUCAUUUGGAACUUAAUAUGGAGCAUUGUUAGAGAAAACAAAUCAUAGAUUGUGUUUGCAAAUCCUUCGUUUUUUUUUAUAUGCUGUAUUUUUUCAUUGAAGGAACUUGCUAUAUGGAGCUCGGAUUCAAGCUUUCAGGUUUUUUUGUGAAACUUAAUUUCAUUGUUUUUUAUUUAUAUAAAUUUGUUUGAUUGUGUUUCUUGUAUGUUAUGAUGUUUAUUAUUGAAUCUAUUGCCUGUCACAAAGUUGGUUUCUCCAUGGUUGGUUUCUGGAUUUUCAAUAAUAAAGGGAAAUGAAUUUCAUAUUUUUUUUUUUCACCACCAUCAUCCUGUUCGGAGGUGAAUUCUGGAAUCGAGUGGUUUCAGCCCCUCCCGAUUGCAGUUGCGGGGAGUCGAACUGUGGUCCUCCCUACCAAGUUCAGCGUCAAUCACCACUGAACCAACUAACGAUUGGUAAAGGGAAAUGAAUUUCAUAUUAAAAUGUGAAUGGAUUUAAUCAGCCGAAGAGAAUGCUCCGUUUUUUUGUCUUAAACUCUGCAAAUCUGGAGUUUGGCUGAGAGAUAACUAAAGUCUAAGCAAUGAUUGUUUAGUUAGGAUUUGAACUUGUGUUCUCCCAAACGAUUCGACCAGUUGAGCUCAUGGUUAAUAGAGUUUUCUCUAAAUUGUUUGCAUCAUACUAUUUCUCUUAGGAUUCAUUUUGUUUUCCUAAAAAACUUUCUAAUGAUAAGAUCUUCAUUUUCUAAUGUUUGUGGUCAAAAUAAGGCUAAAACAAGUGUUGAUAUUUUAAUUAAUUUUUGAUUUAUUUUCAUGAAUUCUUUCCCUAUGUUGAGAGUUUGCAUAUAUUCAGUGUUAAUCUUGCAGGACUACAAGAUGCUGGUAAAUUUGGAAGGAAUGUUUGGUGCAAAAAAUCAUUUUCAUUCAAAGGGUCUCUAACAUUAGUUGAAUUUCAAUUUCAAGUUUUUUCUCCAACAUGAACAUGGAAGAUCAAUUUUCCUCAAAGGACAAUGGAAUAAGCUUUUGGACACCAUUGGAUAAUGGAAUGAAAAGUUCAAUAACUUCAGAUGACAUGUUUAACAAUAUCUCUGAGCUUAUGAACUUCGAUAACUAUGCCGGUUGGUGCAACGGUUCAUCAUCAUUAAUUGAUCAAACUCUAACUAGUGACCUUUCAUCAUUUGCAUAUUCACCACAUGAUGGAUUGAGUUUAGUUGAACAAAUUAAUGGUCCAUUUUUUAUGACAGAUAUUGGUGGAAAUUAUAGCUCCACCAGUUAUGAGGAAAAAGUACUUUUACAACAAAUGGAAACACAAUUUGCUUUCUUAGAUAAUGCAAAUGAAACAAAUAAUAAUAAUUUAGAUUCACAAUUUGAUAUGUGCAAUUACGUAAUGUCGAAAUCGCCUAGUUGGUCACUUGAUGAGAGAAUGAUGAGUGCUUUAUCCUUCUUUAAAGAAUCAGCUGGUGGAGGAAUAUUAGCACAAUUUUGGGUACCUAUAAAGUAUGGUGAUGAAAUUGUUUUAACCACAAGUAAUCAACCAUAUUUACUAGACCAAAAGCUUGCAGGUUAUCGCGAAGUGUCGAGGUCGUUUACAUUUUCUGCAGAAAUAAAAAUGGGAGCUUGUUGUCCUGGACUUCCGGGCCGCGUGUUUAUUUCGCAUGUUCCUGAAUGGACAUCUAAUGUUGGUUACUAUCAUAAAUCUGAGUACUUAAGAUUAGACCAUGCAAUUAGUCACGAGGUUCGCGGAUCGAUUGCUCUUCCAAUAUCUGAUAUGAACUCUGAAGUUUCAUGUAGUGCUGUGCUAGAACUUGUUACUACAAAGGAAAAGCCUAAUUUUGAUAAAGAAUUAGAAUAUGUUUCUCAUGCACUUCAGCGUAUGAAUUUAAGGACUAUUACCCCUCCACGACUUCUUCCACAGUGUGUAUCAAAUAACAAAAGAGCUGCAUUAGCAGAGAUAGUUGAUGUGUUAAGAGCUGUUUGUCAUGCACAUAGAUUGCCACUAGCACUGACAUGGAUUCCAUGUUAUUAUAGUGAGGGAAAAGGCGAAGAAUCUGAGAGAUUACGGAUUAAAGAAGGCCGUACAACAAAUUCUGAUGAAAAAUGUGUGCUAUGUAUUGAAGAAUCAGCUUGUUAUAUCAACGAUAAAAUGGUAGAAGGAUUUGUUCAUGCAUGUUCUGAACAUCACCUCGAGGAAGGACAAGGUAUAUCUGGGAAAGCUCUUCAAUCAAAUCAUCCAUUCUUCUAUACCGAUGUGAAAGCUUAUGAUAUUAGUGAAUAUCCGCUUGUUCAUCAUGCACGAAAAUAUAACUUGAAUGCUGCUGUUGCAACUAGGUUAAGGAGUACUUAUACUAAUGAUGAUGAUUAUGUGUUAGAAUUCUUUCUUCCUAUCGAUAUGAUAGGGAGUUCAGAACAACAGCUUUUAUUAGACAAUUUGUCCGAUACUAUGAGGCGAAUUUGUAAGAGUUUGAGGACAGUUUCAGAAGGCGAAUUACGAGGGAUAGAAGUUUCUCAAGAUGGUUUUCCAAAGGAAAAUAUUUCAGGGUUUUUUCCAAUGUCUAAGGGAAACUCUCAGAUAGCAUUUAGCACUGGUGAUCCUGAUUUAUUCCAGAUGCCAUUGAUGGCAGCUAAUAAUGGAAUCCAAGGUUCACAUAGUCAGGUAACAAGUGAAUCGAGAAAACAGGCUGAGAAAAGGAGAAAUGCAGUGGAGAAGAAUGUUAGCUUGAGUGUUCUCCAACAAUACUUCUCUGGUAGUUUGAAGGAUGCUGCGAAAAAAAUUGGGGUUUGUCCGACAACUCUGAAGAGAAUAUGCAGGCAACAUGGAAUUUCAAGAUGGCCAUCGCGGAAGAUAAAUAAAGUGAAUCGUUCAUUGAAGAAAAUACAAACUGUCCUUGAUUCUGUCCAAGGAGUUGAAGGAGUGCUUAAGUUUGACCCUCACACUGGUGGAUUUGUUGCAGGAGGAUCAAUCAUUGAGCAAAUUGGCACAUGUAAUAAAAAUCUUAUGUUCCCCGAGAAAAGCUCUGUAGAGAACUCGGCCAUUAAGUUGGAGGAUGAUGGUGUUCUUAUCUCAAAUUCAUGUGAGGGUGACUUGAAGAAAGAUAAUAAUGCUUCUUCUGAUGAUUAUAUUCAAGACUCAACAUCAUGGCUUUGGACAAAGACUCAUGAAUGUCCUAAACAAAACUCUAUAGAUUCUGUUCUUGAAAAAGAGGAAGAUCAAUGUGGUUUGAACAAUAGUAGUUUGCAUGAUAUUGCCUCUAAUAGUUCAUUCUCAUUGAUAGAACUUGGUUUGGAUGAAGGAAAAGGACUUGAUGAACCUAACCAUCCGACUUCUUCAAGCAUGACAGAUUCUUCCGAUGCAUCUGGAUCAAUGGUUCGUGGAAGUUCAUCGGGCUCUCAAAGCAUUGAGAACCAUAAGAACUCAAAGAUCAAAUCAAUUUGUGUUGAUAGUGAAUCGAAAUUUGCCGUCAAAGCUACUUUUAGAGGCGAUACUAUUCGUUUCAAGUUUGAUCCAUGUUUAGGUUGUUUCCAACUAUAUGAAGAAGUUGCAACAAGGUUUAAAUUACGGAAUGGUUCAUUCCAACUCAAGUAUCUUGAUGAUGAAGAGGAAUGGGUGUUGUUGGUGAAUGACUCAGAUUUGAAGGAAUGUGUAGAAGUUUUGAGUGAUAGUGGUACACAUUGUGUGAAGUUACUUGUUCGCGAUAUACAUGGCGAUGGUAAUAGUUGAUUCUUCUCAGAUAUUUCGUAUAUGAAAAGAUGCAUGGGGCUUCAAUGAUACAGUUGAAGUAUUGCUUGACAAUGUUUUUUUCACUGAUCACAUCAGAUUCUAAGACCAUGCAAGGUGGAUGAGUUUUCCUUUCAAGCCAUCUAAGACAUGAAAAUUUUCAUUUCUAGUUAAGAUAUUUCAUGUGUUGUGUUUUUCAUUGUGUUAAAUUUUUAUUUUAGUUCUUAAAUCCUCAAAUAAGAUAGGUUGGAGUAAGGUCAAGCUUCUUUGGGGUGAUUGAUUUUACUUUUUAGAAGACAUAUCAUAGAACAGUGUUUCACAUGGAAUCACCAGCAAUAAAUAAGCACAUAUAUAGCUCUAAGUGCUUUGGUCUUAGUUUGUAUAUAUUUCUACUUUCAUGAGAAAAUAUGAUCAAACUGUAAACAAUUUCUACAGAUUUGAGUCAU
This is a messenger RNA of Trifolium pratense (red clover), 4813 nucleotides long. RefSeq names its product protein NLP9. The coding region runs from base 1629 to 4370 and encodes 913 amino acids. The transcript has 5 exons. NCBI's taxonomy places the organism in Eukaryota, Viridiplantae, Streptophyta, Magnoliopsida, Fabales, Fabaceae. Gene Ontology annotation, molecular function: protein binding; DNA-binding transcription factor activity. The record is from RefSeq and is a predicted model, not a curated record.